CCGUUACCAAGUGUCGUCGACGGUGGACCACGCAUCUCCGAUUCGCUCCGCCGCUGCCUUUAUCCCUUCGCAUGCAUUUCGGACCCUCCGCGCCACACACACACAACUAGAACCUACUAUCUCCCGCGCGCGGGCGCCACCGCCACCGCCACCCUCCUCCUCCUCCUCCUCCCGGCUCUCGCCCUCCGUCUCGCCCGGCGGACCCCGCCGAGCGCAUCCGCCGCCAUGGCCUCCGACGCGAGGCUCUCCUUACCGUGCCGCCUGCCCUCGCUCCUCCCUCCGCCGGUGCUGCUGCGCCGGUUGCCCCGCGCCGCCGCCGCCGCGGCGGCGUCAACCUCCCCGCGGUGCCGCGUCGCCAGUACGGCGGCGGCGGCGCCUGCCCGCGCCCGCGGCCGGUUCCGGCCUCGCGCCUCCGAGGUUGAAGGGCAGGGCCCGGUGCAGCAGCAGCAGCAGGUGGAAGAUGAGGUGGUGGACAGCAACGUGCUCCAGUACUGCAGCAUCGACCGCAAGAAGAAGAAGACCAUCGGGGAGAUGGAGCAGGAGUUUCUCCAGGCGCUGCAGGCCUUCUAUUACGACCAGAAGGCGAUCAUGUCCAACGAGGAGUUCGAUAACCUCAAGGAGGAGCUCAUGUGGGAAGGAAGCAGCGUUGUGAUGUUAAGCGCAGAUGAGCAAAAGCUUUUGGAAGCCUCCAUGGCAUAUGUCUCUGGCAACCCCAUCAUGACGGAUCAAGAAUUCGAUGAACUAAAGCUGAGACUUAAGAAAGAAGGAAGUGACAUUGUAACGGAAGGUCCAAGAUGCAGUCUACGGAGUCGAAAGGUCUACAGUGACUUGACUGUUGACUACUUCAAGAUGUUGCUGCUAUAUGUUCCAGCAGCUGUGGUAGCUCUGACACUAUUCUUCUUCUUGGAUGAUUUGACGGGAUUUGAAAUCACACUUCUUCUUGAGUUGCCAGAGCCUUUCAGUUUCAUCUUCACAUGGUUUGCUGCACUGCCUUUAAUAUUUUGGGUAGCACAGGCAUUCACCAAUGUCAUAGUGAAAGACUUUCUGAUUUUGAAGGGCCCAUGUCCAAACUGUGGGACUGAAAAUCUUUCCUUCUUCGGGACCAUUUUAUCAGUGUCUAGCGGUGGUUCAACAAACAGUGUGAAAUGUGCAAGUUGUGGCACUGUCUUGGAGUAUGACUCUGCAUCCCGAUUGAUUACACUCCCAGAACCGGCUGAGGCAUAAGUAAUUAAUGGUGGUUUAGAUUUCGCUAGCAGGAAAGACGGCCCACAGAUUCCUGAUCGACAGUACAAAGCAAGACCGUCCUUGAAUCGGGUGACAAUCAUGUCGUGAUGUAUGUUUGCUAUGCGAGUCUAUGUAUAUCUUUAAACAAGUUUAGACAUCUAUAUUAUAUAGAUUUAACGAAAUCGAUAUAUGUAUAUAUAUGUGCAUAGAGUGUACAAAGAAAAGUCUUUAGCUAUGUUCCAUUUUGUAUGAACUAUCUUGGCAUAUGUAUAGCUGUCUGAAGAACUUGACGUUC
Molecule: messenger RNA, 1519 nt
Organism: Sorghum bicolor (sorghum)
Lineage: Eukaryota; Viridiplantae; Streptophyta; Magnoliopsida; Poales; Poaceae
Product: PGR5-like protein 1A, chloroplastic
Exons: 10
Coding region: 226-1224 (332 amino acids)
Biological process (GO): photosynthetic electron transport in photosystem I
Cellular component (GO): chloroplast thylakoid membrane
Molecular function (GO): oxidoreductase activity, acting on iron-sulfur proteins as donors
Source: RefSeq, a predicted model, not a curated record